Cherax quadricarinatus is the source of this 991-nucleotide messenger RNA. RefSeq lists its product as uncharacterized. Lineage: Eukaryota; Metazoa; Arthropoda; Malacostraca; Decapoda; Parastacidae. The record is from RefSeq and is a predicted model, not a curated record.
GGGCAGUCAGAGUGACGAGUUUUGUGCGCUGGUGUGAGUUUUGUCUCUUCUUUUCCAAGUCCUGGCGUGAUGGCGUGGUGCGCGUUGGUGACAGCGGCAGUGACGAGUAUGGUGAUGGAGGUUGCCGGCAGUAUGGAAGACACAAUCAAGGAUCUUUACGAGGAGCCGCCGGAGGGUCAGGAAGGCAGGUUCUUCCUUAACUACGACCAAUCGACGGCUUUCAACACCUCAGUAUCCGUCACCAUCCCGAUCUUCUCGUUUACCUUGCCUGGUGCGAGGGACUACACAACCAAUGCACUCAGUUUGCAGUCCUUUGGCGCCCUUUCCUACAUUGUGCUCUUCCUGCUGGGCGGUCUGGCUUUGUCCGUUUUCACCACCACUCAGGGGGGCUCCUUUUCAGGCAGAUCUGAAGUAAACAACUUUUAUGAGUCAACGCUGACUAGUUUGGUUACGGAGUCGUUGUCAUUACUACCCAGUGUCGUGGACACAAGAAGUUGUGCCAAGCUGACCAUCUGCGAGGCCUAUGCAGAUUCAGACAGAUACAGCUUCCUAACCUGGCCUAUCAAAUUCCUUGUGCCGUCCCCGGGGCGCAACGUACCGUUAAGGGAGAUAACGGAGUUCGAAGCGGCGGCGAGGUACGGCGACGAGAAUGGAGAGGACUGUCAGGACGAGUAUCCUUGCCUGGUCCAGCCCCUCGACCUCAUCCUCCUCAUAUACAACUACUGGCACCGGGACGAGUAGAUGGUCCCUGGCGACCACUGAGGCAGCCGCUGCAGCACAGCGGCGCCAACAUCGAAGAUGACAGAGUUGAGGAUGGGAGAGUUUGAAACUCUGGUUGCUCAAGAUGGCUCCGUGGCUAGAACCCUGUCGUCGGCUGCUUGCUUCGGCAUUCUUGCGUCUACCUAUCUAAUAUAUUACAGAUAUCAACAUGCAAUGCUUGCACUGGUUUAUGUCACUACGAUAAACUAAUAAUAAAGACUUUUGAGAUUGU